Molecule: messenger RNA, 1763 nt
Organism: Dendrobium catenatum
Lineage: Eukaryota; Viridiplantae; Streptophyta; Magnoliopsida; Asparagales; Orchidaceae
Product: pyruvate dehydrogenase E1 component subunit alpha-3, chloroplastic
Exons: 3
Coding region: 209-1489 (426 amino acids)
Biological process (GO): pyruvate decarboxylation to acetyl-CoA
Cellular component (GO): intracellular membrane-bounded organelle
Molecular function (GO): pyruvate dehydrogenase (acetyl-transferring) activity
Source: RefSeq, a predicted model, not a curated record
UCACCACUCACCGCCUUCUUCCUAAACUUCGUGAUUUCCGCAUCAUUAUGGUUAAGGUUAAUAUAUAGUCAACCAAUUUGGCGGCCUUUCACACGCCGUCCAUCCUCCUUCUCCCUUGUUCUCUUCGCCCCACGCACCUUUCCUCGCGAGGAAGAGUUACAUAGGAGGAGAAGGAAGAGCGCCUCCACCUUUGAUCACACCUAUCAUAAUGUCCUCCUUCUCUGCCUUGAAGAUCCUUCCCUCUCACCCGAUCGCGGGAGAAUACCGUCGCCACUCCUCCCCCUUUCAUGCGGCUCCAGCCAGCCGGCUUUUACGCUCAUCCGGCGCCAAUUACCUCUCCUCCACGUCCUCCGUCACCGCAGCCGGCCGCCCGGUUCGUGUACUCUCCGCGAAUGUCGUCAGCAACGAGAAGCAGAUCGGCUCCGCUUUAGCUGCGAUCACCUCCAAGGAAGCGCUGGAUUUGUACGAAGACAUGGUGUUGGGGCGCUCUUUCGAGGACAUGUGCGCCCAAAUGUACUACCGCGGCAAGAUGUUUGGCUUUGUUCACCUCUACAAUGGCCAGGAAGCGGUUUCCACGGGCUUCAUUCGGCUCCUCACCGCACGCGACACCGUUGUCAGUACCUACCGCGACCACGUCCACGCGCUCAGUAAGGGCGUUCCCGCCCGGGCCGUCAUGGCGGAGCUCUUCGGGAAAACCACUGGCUGCUGUCGUGGUCAGGGCGGAUCUAUGCACAUGUUCUCCCGCGAGCACAACCUCAUCGGUGGCUUCGCCUUUAUUGGAGAGGGCAUACCAGUCGCCACUGGCGCCGCCUUCUCGUCCAAGUAUCGCCGUGAGGUCCUCAAGGAGAAUUGUGAUGACGUUACCAUAGCGUUCUUCGGCGACGGCACCUGUAACAAUGGCCAGUUCUUCGAAUGCCUCAACAUGGCAGCGCUGUGGAAGCUCCCCAUCGUGUUCGUGGUGGAAAACAACUUGUGGGCGAUCGGGAUGUCACAUUUUAGGGCCACGUCUGACCCAGAAAUAUGGAAGAAAGGGCCGCCCUUUGGGAUACCUGGAGUGCAUGUCGAUGGGAUGGAUGUGUUGAAGGUCCGGGAGGUCGCCAAGGAUGCCGUUGCUAGGGCGAGGAGGGGAGAUGGGCCGACACUGGUGGAAUGCGAGACGUAUAGGUUCAGGGGACACUCGCUUGCUGAUCCUGAUGAGCUCCGGAAUCCUGAUGAGAAGGCUCGCUAUUCUUCCAGAGACCCCAUCGCUACCCUGAAGAAGUAUGUUCUUGAACAUAAUCUUGUUUCUGAGUCUGAGCUCAAGGCCAUUGAUAAGAAGAUUGAUGAGUUGGUUGAAGAAGCUGUGGAGUUUGCGGAUUCAAGCCCAGCUCCUCCUCGAAGCCAACUGCUUGAGAAUGUCUUUGCAGACCCGAAAGGCUUUGGAAUUGGUCCUGAUGGAAAAUACAGGUGUGAGGAUCCAGGAUUCACGCAGGGUACCGCGCAAGUGUAGAGAUUCUGUAACUCCAUUGCUCAUUCUUGUUCAAAAAGGUACUUUUCAGUAUUUUGAUGUAGUCUGAUUAGUAGCAAAUUAUCCUCUUUUCACCAUCCUAUUCUAUUUUCUCAUUAAUGCCAAUAUUGCUACGUCUUCGGCUGCAUUUCUUUGUCCAACUAUUAAGACGUGUGAGUUCAGGUUUAGCUUAUUUUUGGCAAGUAUUGUUUAUGACACUAUGAAAUUGAUAUUGUUGUAUCUAAUAUUCCUUAUAUGGUGGCUGUUUUAUUUUUAA